GAAUUAUCAUGAACUACAAAAAAUCUUGAUAAGAAAAGUUGAAAUUUUUCCAGAUCUAAAUGUUUUUACUUCACUUCAAAAUGUGUUCUUUUUUUGAUUUCAACUCAAAAACUUUGUAGAUCAUCUGCAACGCUGAGAUAUGUUUUCUGGUCGCUGAAGCUUUCCAAGUAACAUCCACGCGCAUUUUUAUAUACUCCGUUUUGCUUUAGAGCUUUCUCCAUGAAUUACGAACGCAGUCGACUGAGAACAUUUGAAAAUUGGCCUGCAAAUGCACCCGUUGAUGGCGAGUGCAUCGCUAAAGCAGGAUUCUAUUAUAUGGGUCAAAAUCUAGAAGUACAAUGCUUUUCAUGCGGCGGUAGAAUAUCCGAGUGGCAACAUGGAGAUAAAGUAAUGGCUAAGCAUCGCCUUCUAGAUCCACGAUGUCCUUUCGUCGUCAACUCUUCUGAUUCCGGUAAUGUACCUAUUUCGGAUGGUAACGACACAGCUCAAGGCACCAGUAAUGGAACCGUUGAAGAUGGUAGCAGAUAUAAAAACGAAGAAGCUAGAUUGCAAAGCUUCAUGGCUUGGCCAAUCCCUUCUGGAAUCGAUGGACAUAGACUGGCUAAAGCUGGGUUUUACUGGCUACAGGAGUUGAGAAAAGUUCGAUGUGCUUUUUGCGGUCUUGAUAAUCCACAUUGGGAUAGUUCUGUUGAUCCAAUCAUCGAGCACCGUCGUCAUUCUCCAAAUUGUUCGUUCUUGAAUAACUUGAGCGUGGGGUGCAGCUCGCAUAAUUCUAACGAUGUUAUCGUCUUGAGAGAAAAUUAUCUGGAAUCGGAACGUGAAUUGGACGCAAAUCAGAUGAAAGAUUUUGGCAUAUUGAAUCAUCGUAUACCUAAGCAUUCGAAAUAUAUGACUGAAGAAUCCCGUGUUGCCUCUUUCGAAACAUGGCCAGUGUCAGAGAUUAAAGCACCUAUAGAUCUCGCCAAAGCUGGAUUUUAUUACACCGGAGUCGAAGAUAAAGUACGAUGUUAUCAUUGCGGCGGUGGUCUUCAGAAAUGGAAAAUUACCGAUGACCCGUGGAUCGAACAUGCGAAAUGGUUUUCUACUUGUGACUACAUUUACCUCGUCAAAGGAAAAGAAUUCGUGGACGAAGUUAAACAAACGUUAGCUGCAAAAAAAGAAGCGCUCGAUGAGGAUGGUAAUUCGGCUAAUACAAGACAAAGUACUAGUCAACAAGCAAACAGGAAUAUAUCGUUACAAAACAUCGACGAUAAUACCAUGCAAAUAUUGAUGAGUUCUCCUCCAGUUCUGGCCGUUUUAGAGCUCGGUUUGGACAUGUCUAGAAUAAAACAAGUGGUAAGAGACCGCCUAGAACGCCACCGUACACCGUUCGGUAACGUUGACGAACUACUCGCUGCUGUUUUAGAUGCUCAAUUCAACGAACCGGUGGCCGAUUUGACCGAAGAAUCAUGGAUCAGCGAUCCUAUUGCCAGUGUCAGUGACUUCAACAGGUUACCGGUUUUUGAAAAUAAUUUUGCUGAACAAGGUUCAUCUCGAUAUAUUCAUCAAUUGAUUGAACGAAGCCUACAGAACGCCCAUAAUAACGCAGAAUCGUUGAUUGAUGAAAGUGUCAUCAACUACGCAAAUAAUUCGAUUGAAACAGAUACCGUACUUGCAACUGAUGAAGAAAGAGCUUCAUCGAAUUCAGAAACCGAAGACUCUGAUAUUAAUAUGGAUAGUAUGGAAAAUCCUGCUUCAAAUUUUGACCCUCCUUCAGAACCUGCCGUUGACCCUCAAACUCUGGAAGAAGAAAAUCGUUUGCUUAAACAAGCAAAACUGUGUAAAAUUUGCAUGGAUCGAGACGUGAAUAUUGUAUUUCUACCCUGCGGUCAUCUAAUCAGCUGUUCCGCUUGCGCAGCCAAUUUACCAGAUUGUCCGGUAUGUCGACAAAUAAUCAAAGGAACAGUACGAACAUUUUUAGCAUGAAAAGAUUCCGUUGUUUACCCGCUUUUUACUAAAUUAGGUGCAAUGAAUUUAUGCAGAUAGCACUCGUUCGCAAUUCUACACUAAUUCAAAUCACAAUUACGUAUGUACAGUCACCGCAACCACCUCAGAUGUCUAACUUUUCGUGGCCAAGUAAUUUUGGGUGAAAAUUAAUCAAAUUUUGCUCCCCAAAUUUUGUUUUUAAAAGUUGCGGUGACUAUAAAAUUUGAGAAUACGAGUAAAGGCUAUAAAAGCUUUUGCUGUUACUAUCCCAGUGUGGUCGUUCAUCGUCUAGUUCCAGAGGCUUUGUUAUUCAUAUCACCCAAGGAGAUCAAUACUUGAUUGAAAUUCCUAUUCAUAAUUAAUUACAAGUGUUAUGCAGAAAAUAUUUUUUUUUGUAAUUUUGUUGUUGAAUAAAAAAAUACUUGAUGUAUGAAA
Messenger RNA from Planococcus citri (citrus mealybug), 2400 nucleotides. RefSeq names its product baculoviral IAP repeat-containing protein 2-like. NCBI's taxonomy places the organism in Eukaryota, Metazoa, Arthropoda, Insecta, Hemiptera, Pseudococcidae. The coding region runs from base 220 to 1965 and encodes 581 amino acids. The transcript is spliced from 10 exons. Gene Ontology annotation, biological process: negative regulation of apoptotic process; regulation of cell cycle; positive regulation of protein ubiquitination. Gene Ontology annotation, cellular component: cytoplasm; nucleus. Gene Ontology annotation, molecular function: cysteine-type endopeptidase inhibitor activity involved in apoptotic process; ubiquitin protein ligase activity. The record is from RefSeq and is a predicted model, not a curated record.